Hypomesus transpacificus is the source of this 5179-nucleotide messenger RNA. It is a transcript of the gene rag1, whose product is annotated as recombination activating 1. Gene Ontology annotation, molecular function: metal ion binding; ubiquitin protein ligase activity; double-stranded DNA endonuclease activity. Bases 639 to 3848 code for a protein of 1069 amino acids. The record is from RefSeq and is a predicted model, not a curated record. Gene Ontology annotation, biological process: pre-B cell allelic exclusion; adaptive immune response; V(D)J recombination. The transcript is spliced from 5 exons. Lineage: Eukaryota; Metazoa; Chordata; Actinopteri; Osmeriformes; Osmeridae. Gene Ontology annotation, cellular component: endodeoxyribonuclease complex; nucleus; DNA recombinase complex.
GUAGGCCUAACUGUUUGUGUAGUGUCUCGCUCCUUUCACAGUUUGGACCACCUGGCUGAGGUGAGUCUGCACAUGGAAGCCAAGAGGAGAGAGGGAGAGGUGACAAACAGGAGACCCCAGCUGUGGAGAAGGAUUGUGUGUUUGAGGUGAGGGUUAUGUGUGUGUGUGUGUGUGUGUGUGAGGGUUAACCUCAUGUUUUUUUUCUUCUGUUCAGCUGCAUGUCUCCCAGGUGUCAGCAUUUGUCCGUUGGGAUCCCCUGACAAGAGUAUAAAUAUCGUGGAGAUGGAAAGAGAGAAUGAUCCUGGAGAGACGGUCCUGAACAAGAGACGCAUCAAGUCAAGUAACAGAGACAUCAACACACACAGACAGGCACAGAGCCGGCUCUGGCAUCGAGGCUGCCCCUGUGCUCCCAUGCAGAGAGGACCCCCCAGGGGGCCAGACGCCAGCUGAGACUGAAAAACAAGAAGAUCUAAAUGCCACUUAUGGUAUAAUGCAGCUUGCUGGGACCCGGCUCAGUCUUAGACUCAGAUUUCAGACGGCUUUGUACAUAAAUUCCACGAGAACCAAGUAAAGCCAUUGUGUCAUGGGUUUAACUGAAGGAACACUCUGGAAACGUGACCAGGGCCCGUGCUCGCAACAUGGGGGAGGACCCCAGACUCUCCAUGCCCGCUGAGCUGCACCACCCACAUGCCAAGUUCUCAAACUGGAAGUUUAAGCUGUUCCGGGUCAAAUCCAUGGAGAGAGCCCCCCUACCCGGUGAUGUGCAGCCUGAGACAGGGGCACUGGCUGGGGUGGUGACCCCAUCAGGCCCGGGGGAGACUGUGGAGGAGGUGGUGGGUCUCCCGGGGAGUGUGAUGAGCCUGUGUCUGGGGAGUAAGAGCAAGGAGAAUGUAGAGGGCCCAGAGCAGAGAGUGGAUCUGAAACUACAGGAGAUGGACACCCACAUGAACCACCUCAGGUGUCUGUGCCGUCUGUGUGGAACAGCGCUCAGGAAAGCCAAAGGUCCGGAGCAUGAGGUCCAGGGGUCUCUUGAUGAGGCCAGCAGGGGGGCCUUGCGCAGAAUGGGUUGCAAAGCCACCGUUUGGUCCGAGGUCAUCCUCAAAGUCUUCAAAGUGGAUGUGACGGGGGACAUGGAGACUCUCCACCCACUGUCCUUCUGCCACCGCUGCUGGACCGCGGCCAUGAGAGGAGGAGGCUUCUGCAGCUUCUCCAGAACCCGGGUCCCAGUGUGGAGACCCCACUCCCCCCUCUGUCCCCUCUGCCACCCCAGGAAACCCUCCCUCCAGCGGAGAGGCAGGAAGAGGAGAAAGCCCCCGCGUGGAGCUCAGCGUCUCACCAAGAGGACCAAGUGGGACUUGCAGGACAGCACAGCCACAGGGGAGAAGAAGACAGGAAAACCAGGACCAGACCACCGCCAAGGUCCUGGUAGAUGGGUAAGACCCAGCGCCCAAAAAGCCCAGUGGGUCAAAACCAUCACCCACUGCCAGCAGGAUCACUUCAGCACCAGGCUUCUCCCCGAGGAGCUCCCGGUGGACUUCCAGAACUCGGUCACCUGCCAGGUGUGUGACCACCUGCUCUCCGACCCCGUCCAGUCCCCCUGCAGACACCUGUUCUGCCGCGGCUGCAUCCUGAAGUACAGCCGAGUUCUGGGGGCCCACUGCCCGGCCUGCACCCUGCCCUGCUCCCCGGCUGACCUCAUGACCCCCAACAAGGCCUUCCUGGCAGUGCUGCACUCUCUCCCCCUGCUCUGCCCCAGGGAGGGCUGCGGGGAGCUGGUGAGGCUGGAUCUGUUCAGGGCCCACUGUUUGGCCCACCAGCUGGAGGAGGAGGAGAAGGACCAGUGGCCCCCGGAGAGGAGCUCCAACAGCUACCUGCCCGUCAACAAGGGAGGAAGACCACGGCAGCACCUGUUGUCCCUGACGCGCCGCGCUCAGAAGCACCGCCUGAAGGACCUGAAGACCCACGUGAAAAUGUUUGCGGACAAAGAGGAGGGAGGAGACAUCAAGUCUGUCUGCCUCACGCUGUUCCUGCUGGCUCUGAGGGCGGGGAACGAACAUCGCCAGGCCGACGAGCUGGAAGCCAUGAUGCAAGGCAGAGGUUUUGGCUUGCAUCCUGCAGUGUGUCUGGCCAUCCGGGUCAACACCUUCUUGAGCUGCAGCCAAUACCACAAGAUGUACCGCACGGUGAAGGCCACUAGUGGGCGCCAGAUUUUCCAGCCACUGCACACCCUACGAAAUGCAGAGAAGGAGCUCCUCCCUGGCUAUCAUCCCUUCGAAUGGCAGCCGGCCCUCCGGAAUGUUUCCCCGGCCUGUCAGUUGGGCAUCAUCGACGGCCUGUCAGGAUGGACGGCUUCGGUGGACGACUCCCCAGCGGACACCAUCUCGCGGAGGUUCCGCUAUGACGUGGCACUGGUGUCUGCUCUGAAGGACCUGGAGGAGGACAUUGUGGAGGGCUUGAGGGAGCACGGCCUGGAAGACAGUUCCUGCACCUCCGGCUUCACCGUGACCAUCAAGGAGUCCUGUGAUGGCAUGGGGGACGUCAGUGAGAAGCACGGAGGGGGGCCGGCCAUUCCUGAAAAGGCCGUCCGCUUCUCCUUCACCGUCAUGUCCGUCUCCGUCCUGGCCGAGGGGGAAGAGGAAGCGGUCACCGUCUUCAGAGAGCAGAAGCCCAACUCGGAGAUGUCCUGCAAACCUCUCUGUCUGAUGUUUGUGGACGAGUCGGACCACGAGACCCUGACGGCCAUCUUGGGGCCUGUGGUGGCCGAGAGGGACGCCAUGAAGAACAGCCGCCUCAUCCUGGCCAUGGGCGGCCUCCCUCGCUCCUUCCGCUUCCACUUCAGGGGCACAGGCUACGACGAGAAGAUGGUGCGCGAGAUGGAGGGCCUGGAGGCUUCAGGCUCCACCUACGUCUGCACCCUCUGCGACGCCACCAGAUCUGAGGCCUCCCAGAACAUGGUGCUCCACUCAGUCACCCGCAGCCACGACGAGAACCUGGACCGCUACGAGCUGUGGAGGACCAAUCCUUACUCUGAAUCGGCGGACGAGCUGCGAGACCGGGUGAAAGGGGUCUCCGCCAAGCCCUUCAUGGAGACCCAGCCCACAUUGGACGCGCUGCACUGUGACAUCGGCAACGCCACUGAGUUCUACAAGAUCUUCCAGGACGAGAUCGGGGAGGUGCAUUGCAGGCCCAACCCGAGCAGGGAGGAGCGUCGGAGCUGGAGGGCGGCUCUGGACAAGCAGCUCAGGAAGAAAAUGAAGCUGAAGCCCGUGAUGAGGAUGAACGGAAACUUUGCCCGGCGACUGAUGACGGGCGAGGCGGCGGAGGCGGUGUGCGAGCUGGUGCCUUCGCAGCAGCGGCGCGAAGCCCUCAGGGAGCUGAUGAAUCUCUACCUACAGAUGAAGCCCGUGUGGCGCGCCACGUGCCCAGCCAAAGAGUGCCCCGACCAGCUGUGUCGCUACAGCUUCAACUCCCAGCGCUUCGCUGAUCUCCUCUCUUCCACCUUCAAGUAUAGGUACGACGGGAAGAUCACCAACUACCUCCACAAGACUCUGGCCCAUGUUCCUGAAAUCAUAGAGAGGGAUGGUUCCAUCGGGGCCUGGGCCAGUGAGGGGAACGAGUCGGGAAACAAAUUGUUCAGGCGGUUUCGAAAGAUGAAUGCCCGCCAGUCCAAGGCAUUUGAGCUUGAAGAUGUGCUGAAACACCACUGGCUCUACACCUCAAAGUACCUACAGAAGUUCAUGGAAGCUCACCGCAAUUCUGCCAAGGCUUUUCAGGCCACCAUCGACCCAGUGGAAACACAAGAUGAUACUGACAUGUCCCUGGAUGUCCCCGAUUUUUUAGAACACUGAUAUCCUGAGUGUGAACCUUUACUGACUUACUUUAUUACUUGAUGGGGUGUUUGCAUUUUACUUGCAUUGUUCAGUUAUUUUAGCUGCACAGGAGAGUGGUACUUUCUUUAUGUCAGACAUCGUUAGUUACUUUACUGAAUUGUUUGCAAAUUUUCAUUUAUCCAUAAUUUUGGGGGAAGGACACAGAGAUGCUUUUUGCCUAACACAAACCCUUUCACAAUAUUACUUGAUUUCCCACAAUGUGAACAUGUCCUUAGCCAUGACUUUUUAUACCUGGGUUUUACACUGUAUAUUUUGAAGAUGAUUUAAGUGCAGAUAUCAGAAAGUGUUGCACUGUCUUGGUCUUGCCUCCUGCUGCUUUUAAAAGAGAUUUGGUUUGGUCCUGGGCUUCUUGUGAAAUAUGGGCCAGCUUAUUGUAUUGCAGGGUUAUGACACACUCAUGAAUUUAUACAUAGAGGUUAUUUAUGGAAACAGAUGAAAGCAUUGUAAGUCAUCGCAAAGAAAUUGUGUUAAAAGGCCCACAUUUAUGAUCACUGUAUUAAUUUAUUACCUUGGCUGAAGUAAAAUGGAAUCAUGGAGUCUCAAAUUGUCUUUGUUCCAUGAGUGCCUCCUGAAAAUGAUGACUUUAGUGCUUUAUAGUGGGGUCCCUGUGGAGUAGAAAAGAUGCCAGCUGACUUUGAAACCAUCUUAUCUGUUGGGGUGUUGCACAGGAAAGAAUUAAUUAUAAUACCCUUCCUGUUAUUAUUGAAUAAAGGACAUUCUGGGCUUUUCUUUGAUUGCAUGAAGAAACGUUAAGGUCAUUACUAGCCCUUUCACGCCAGGGAAAGGGGCUGGAUAUUUAAUCGCAUUUUCCCAUCCCCGGGUUCUGUUUCUGUGCUGUUUUUGAAAAGCAAGCGUUUGCUUUCAGAGAGAGAAUAUAGGCACAAGAGGGUCUUGAUGCAAACUAAAUUGUUUGAUUUGUUUGAUUGAUUGAUUUAAUUCUCUGUUUCACUGCCUGCAGGCCCCAUAUUGAGUUGUGACAGAGAUGUAUUUGAUUAAAUUUUGCGAUUUGGUUGUGUUGUCAAGGCUUUAACCAUGUGACAUGGAGUGAAAAUUAAAUGUAUCAAAUGGCUACUGUGACAGUCACACAAUGGCAUUGUGUUUUAUAUUGUGUAAUUUUCGUUUUUUUCUUAAUAAAUGUAAUUUCAGAAAUGAUGGAUGAGUUGUGAAAUCUUAGAACACAGUGUCUCCGUUUGAUGUUGUCAGGAGGAUUUAGUCAUGUUUCUAUACUACACCAAAUCUCAGGGAUUCAGAUAUGUGCAAGACCAGUGUCUUUUUAAUCAUAGAAAUUA